UGCCGUGUGUGUGUGUAGCACAGGAGAGAGAGAGAGGUGGUGCAGUUGAGCAAAGCGCAGUCAGGAGUGUUUCAGUGGGGCAGCAGAACGGAGGUGACAGCGGAGAAUGGAGAGGAGCCCGUCCGCUCGGCGAGCUUUGACCGAGGAGAACCCGCUCGGUCCUUCCCUUCUGGAGCCAGCCUGCUGAGAGACACCAGGAGGAAUUAGCCGGAGGGGGGCAGAGGAAAGGAAUGGCUGAUCCUCUGCGGAGGACUUUACUAGCAAAACUACGGGGGAAGAAGUCCAAAAAAGGAGCGACGCUCAGCGGUGGAUACGGAUCUGCUGCUGCGGCGAAUGGGGGCCGAGAAGGUAAAGAAAAAGUUUUCCCCGAGGAGCCUCGGCCGGUAGUUUUGCUCACAGGGCUGGAUUUCACGGCAGAGAGAAUGAGCGCAUACGAGAAUUAUGUAGCAGGAGCGCUGGUGCAAACAGAAGGGGCCACAACAGUCCCAGAGAGUCGCGCAGCGGAGGUGGAUGGCUCACGUCCCCGGGAGCCGAGCAGCGGGGGUAGGGUUCACGUUAAUGAAUGGCUCCUAGGGGCCCCACUUCAAAGAGACGCGCAGUUUGCUGGGGACACGUUAGGAGGAGAGGACAGGAGGCUCAGGGAGCCCAGAUCUGCGGGGAUCUCUCUCGAAGGACCACAUGUGCAGAUAAAACGCUUCGUUCCUGCGCCGAGGCAGUGCGGCUUCGGCGAUUCGAUCGGGUUCGGGGACAGCUCCGGUCAAGCGUUACACCGAGCGCAGGUGCGGGCGCAGACGGGGGUCGUUAGAGCUGCCGUGGCUUGGGUUGCUGAUGGUGAGGGGGCAGAGACCAGGAGCCGGGGGUACUCCCGGCACAUGGCAGGGACUGUAGUAGCAAUUCACACAAACAACACCUGGAAUUUUGACCGCCCCGCUCUGGAGGCAUACACUCAAACUUGCGUGCAUCCAAACUCUGAGGAAAAUGUUUUAAUCAGAAGCAUUGAAAGUUAUGAGCCUGACUGUGUCAGGCCCAUCGGGGAGACCGCUGGAUGCCCUCAGAGCCCAACAGUUUUCCCCACUGACUUACAGAUUUGUGAUCUCAAAAUGCAAACUCUGUGCACCACAGAGGCAUCACUGAGGUACCCCUUAGAUAGUGAAGAUGACGAUUACUAUGACAAUGAAAUUCUGCCCUUUUACGAAGCAGUUAAACCAAAAACUGUUGCUAGAGUGGAGGUUGCAGAGAUACAGGAUAAAGGGCAGGGAGAUGAUGGUGAUAGCGCCCAGGAAACAGACAGGCUCAGAACACAGCUGCAAGAGGCCUAUUAUCUUCUCAUCAAUGCUAUGAAUGAUAUCAGCUUGGAUGCUCAGCAGAUUAGUGGUGGCUUAGCUGAGCAGCAAGCCACCUCUUCCUGUAGUAGUCAUUCAAGAGACAGCCUGUGCUCCAGGCUCUCUGUCAAAAACACUGACAGUGACUCCUGGUCCUCUGGAGGGAACCACAGUUCCCAGCAGCUUUCUGAUACUGAAUCACUCCUGCUCUGCCUUACUGGAAGCCUGGAGUCAAAGACAAAGCUGAUCAGUAAAAGCACAUCCAGCUUGUCAGUGACCAAAAAACCCACAUUAGUCCGGUCUGCCAGUGAUGGAGUUAUUAGGUAUCAAGGCCUACCUUCAUCUUGUACUCAGGCAACCAAACGGGAAAGUGCAUUAGUCCAUCAUGAUAAAGAAGCUUUGGAGUUAAAUAAACAUGAAGAGGCUGAAGUCUCAAGAGCAGGUGAACCGGAGGUGCUUUGCAACACCAUCAGCAGUGACGAACUGCUGCAAAAUGUCGGAGUUGAGGAGGAACAUGGCAGAUGGCUGAAUGAGAGCAGCAGUUCGGUCAACAGCCUCACAGGUUCUACAGACAGCAACAGCGAAGCAGCAAGUCAUCAGGGUCAGGAGGGCAAGCAAGAACAGGCCGAAGUCCGGACACAGGUGGUCCAGUCGGUCAGCAAAGCCUACGGUGUUACUGUGAACAAGAUGCAAGAGUGGAUGCACAAGGGUCGUCUGCUGUCGUCUGAGAUGAAGCAGCGCAUUGAGGGUUCGUCUUUACCUCUUGGUGGAUGCCAGAGCCAGGAUUGGUCCUCCACUCAGGCUAACCUCGGAGGCUGCAAACCAGGGGUCCCGGUUCGAGGGAGUAAAUCAGUCAAGGUUAAGUCGUCUACAGUCAAGUCUGCAAGACAGCAGCAGCAGCCAGCUUUCUUUGAGAAUUUCCAAACUCCAUGUGCUAAUGGCAGAGAGGCCAGCAGACUGACCAACGAGCCUUCAUCAUGGAGCCCGCAGCUCACCACCACCAUUACAGUGUCCAAAAAGCGCAACUGGCUGCAGCAGAGCUCCCAGCCAAAGAGUCACUGCACCAAGGAUGAGCUGCAAGGCAUGCUGGGAGCUGAGGAGGGCAGUCAGCUUCCUCCUGCUCCCAGCCCCUCGCCAGAAUUUGUGAGAUCCACAGGUGGAGCGCCGCCACGGCCAGUACGCCCACAGAUCCCUCAGGUGGUUGUUGGUCAGUGUAAGAUGUCUCCUCAUCCUCGGAGUGUGGACCCAUCGGAAGAGAACGAUGCAGAUGAUGAGGGGGAGAUUUGGUACAACCCAAUCCCAGAGGACGAUGAACCAGUGACGUCCCGUCGGCCCUGCAUUCGGCUGGUCGUCCCACCGCACGGCGAAGCGCAGAGGCGACCUGGCAGGGGAGCGGACGUGGCUCAGGGCGGCUGGACCGCGGAGGGUUCCAGCGGGCCUGAGGCGGUCAUGGAAGGUCCCGGUAGCGGUUCUGGAGAUUUGAGUUCGGGGAAUGCUGCACAUUCCACGGAGGCGCUACAUCUGCACAGACAGAUGGUCGCGUGCAAACCUCCAGAGGAGGGGGGGCCCUCCUCCAGCAGACCAACAGAUGGACUUGACCUGCCCAACGUCAUUAGCUUCUCACCUCCUUCGAGCCCAAACCCAACCAAGAAGAGCAGCUCCAUCAACUGGUCCUUCCCAGACAAGAUCAAAUCCCCACGAACAGUCAGGAAGAUUUCCAUGAAGAUGAAGAAGCUUCCCGAACUCAGCCGAAAGCUCAGCGUCAAAGGGACCCAAAAUAGCAACACAAGUAGUAAUGGAAACAGUCAGCUAGAGCCAAGGGCCCAUUCUCUCCGGGCCACCGGCAGUGGGUCCGAAACCGUCACCCAGAGUUCCGGUCCGCCUCGGUUAACCCCAUCCGGAGGUGGGCCGGCGAGCCGCAACGUGAUCUCCCGCUACCACCUGGACAGCAGCGUUUCAACACAACACAGCUUCAACAAGAAGAAGAAUAAUGGCAGCUCAAAGUCGGCCAGCAAAGGCGGCUACCUCAGUGAUGGUGACUCACCGGAGCUGGUUGCCAAAUCUGGCAAACAUGGAUCUGCCGAGGGGAAGAGUGGAAAAGGCAAGGAUGCUGAGGGAGGAAGUUCUAGAGUCAAUGGCACCGAGCUGGACAUUGAUGCUUUUCGCCAUUACAGCUUCACAGAUCAGCCCAAGUGCAGCCAGUACAUCUCUGGACUGAUGAGCCUCCAUUUUUAUGGUGCUGAGGACCUCAAACCUCCACGCAUCGACUCACGAGAUGUUUACUGUGCAAUCCAGGUUGACUCGGUUAACAAAGCACGAACCGCACUUCUUACCUGUCGAACAUCGUUCUUGGAUAUGGAUCACACCUUCAACAUUGAGCUGGAGAACGCCCAGCACCUCAAGCUGGUGGUGUUCAGUUGGGAACCCACGCCAAAACGGAACCGUGUCUGCUGCCACGGAACGGUGGUGCUGCCCGCACUCUUCAGAGUGACACGCACCCACCAGCUGGCGGUGAAGCUGGAGCCGCGGGGGCUGAUCUACGUCAAGUUGAACCUCAUGGAACAGUGGCAGAACUCGCUGGACGGCGGGCCAGACGGAGACAGAGAGCCGCAGGUGUUUGGAGUGGAGGCGUGGCGGGUAGUGGAGAGGGAGAGCACCGGGCUUAUGGUGCCACUCAUCAUAUACAAGUGCAUCAACGAGAUCGAGAGAAGAGGCUGCCAAGUGGUGGGUCUCUAUCGCCUGUGUGGCUCCGCAGCCGUAAAGAAGGAGCUGCGUGAAGCAUUUGAGAGAAACAGCCAAGGCGCGGAGCUGUGUGAAAGCAUGUUCCCUGACAUCAACGUCAUCACAGGAGUACUAAAGGACUACCUGCGUGAACUUCCCUAUCCUCUAAUCACCAAGCAGCUGUAUGAGGCGGUCCUGGAAACCAUGGCCACCAGGCCCCUCAAGAUGGCCGCUGCGGGGUGCGAGAACGAUCCGGCAGACUCGGAGUAUACCGUGAGCCUGCUGGAAAUCCUACCGGAGGUGGAGAGGAUGACUUUGCGGAAGCUUCUAGACCACUUGAAGCGUGUGGCGUCCUACCAGGAAAUGAACAAGAUGACAUGUCAGAACCUGGCAGUGUGUUUUGGCCCAGUGCUGCUCAGCCAGCGUCAGGAGGCGUCGUGCCACACCAACCGCGUCUUCAUCGACUCAGAGGAGCUCGCCAGCGCCCUGCACUUCAAAAAGCACAUUGAAGUCCUGCACUACCUGCUGCAGCUCUGGCCAGUUGUGGACCCAAAUGACCAAUCGUCUCUUCGGUUCCCUGCAGCCUCUGAGGCUCCAGCUGCCUUCGACCUUCUGUCAGCCCCUCCUCUGAGACGUCGGAAAGAGCGCCCCCAGUUUUUAAACCUCAGCGAAGCAGAGAUGGCCGGUGUCCUGCGGCCCAAACCGGGACGUCUGGACAGUCCCAGCAACAGAUAUGCUGGCGACUGGAGCGGCUGUGGUGAAAGUUACUUCCCCUCUGAACUGCUGCUUCCUCCCAGUAAAGAAGAAGCAGACUACGACGAUGUGCCAUCUGAAGACACAGAGACGGUCGAGGAAGCCCACGAGAAGGACGCAGCAGAGGAAGAUGACCAGGAGAGGGACACAAGUCCUACGUCUGAUCCCCAUGUGGAGGAAGAACCUCAAAGAGAGGAGUUUGUGAAAAAGGAAGAAAAUGGAGAAGAAGAGGAGGAGGAGAAAGAAAGCGAGAGCGACAGUUCAAACAACACGCCGGCUUUUGAAGAGGAGGAGGAGGCGGAGGAGGAGAAAGUGUUUAACCACAUCCUCCCAGCUCGGCUUCCUAAAGAGCAUGCUUACCAGGCAUACAUGAAGAUCCAGGACAUGAGUCCUGUUCUGAGUAACAGGGUGAACCUGAGAGACCUGCAGGAGAGCAUCGACACCCUAAUAGGAAACCUGGAACGAGAGCUAAACAAGAACAAGCUCAACGUCGGAUACUGACUACUACGCAGGCACACACGCACAUCCAUUUGUAGACCCAUAAACACAGAUGAGGUUUGAGGAGAACCUACUUUACUGAUCAAGGUGCUUCACAAACACCCACAGUGUUUCCACAGGAAUCCUGUGGCUUGUGGUGCUGCUGUAAUAAGUUACAAGGUGAGAGGAGAAGAAAUGAAACAGGGCACUUCUAGAAUUUCUACCUUACCCACAAACAUUCCAUCAAUUUUUGGGGGUUUUUCAUGUGUCUUACAUUAUGUGGUUUGUUUUGGUUUGCAUUCUUUCCUGUUCUGUGUUCCAUGUUGUUAUUGUUGCUUUUCUUCUUAUUAGAAGAACCCAUUCACCCCUCAGGGGUUUAAAAGGUGCCUUAAUUGUGUGAAGGUGGUGCGUCAAGAGGAAAAUCCACCCUGAAAGAAAAUACGUUAUCUCCUGACAGCUUGAUUGUACAAACUAAACAACAUCUUUGAAUAUUUUAAUUGUCGGUUCUACAAUUUUGGCAACGGACUACAGACCGGUCUUAAUUUCAAUAUCCAAAAAGUUUUGGUUUUAAUGAUUGAAGCAGAUAUUUUUUUGACUGGAGAAAUAAUCUAACAAAAGAAAUUGAAUUCACAUCUGUUUCAGAGCUGCUACCUGUUACUGCCUGUUUUGAUUGAGUGCUGAUUAAAGCAAGCCAAGUUUUUAGGAGAAACGUGUCAUUUUCUUUUAUUAAAGUGGAUUUCCUUUUUAAGGCAACUGAGAGCUUUUCUGUCGAGGUACAAGAAUAUUAUACAACAUUAAUGCACUUAUUAGGCAGGUAGCUGUGUAGAUUAUCAUGCUUCUUAGUGUUAGAAUGAAUAUGACUGUGAUUUGAAUAAAGUGAGAAAAUGGGCCAGUGGAAAACUCCUCUUAAAGACAAAAAAUAAACAUGAAUUUCUGUUGUGCAAGGGUUUUGAUAAACAUCUCAUACUGGAGGUCAUAAAAGCAACCAAAUGCUAAAUUUACUUAUUUGAUUUCUUAUUGGAUGGGAAUUUUGACACAUUUUUCUUUUAGUUUAGCAUAAACGUUAGAGGCAACUAGCUUUGUAAAACAGAAAGACAUUUUCUCUUUAGUCAUCUUUGUGCUCAUCUACAGCAAAAGAUAAUGUUUUUAUUUGGUAAAUAAAUAUAAGUUGCAGUAAUAGAGAAAUUAGCUUUUUUUUUUUUUUAGCUUAGCAUGAAGAUCCAAGCUAGCUAGCCCAACUUUGAAAAAGGAAAAGAAAGAAAAAAGCUUUUUCUUUAUGCUUUUUAAAACAAACUAAAAUGAAUGUGGGAUUGGUCUUCUAGUCGACAACAGAAGACCAUAAGCUAAAUAAUUAAACAGAUGAUGUCAACGUAAGUUUUCCGUAGCGAUAUUUAGAAGGCCUCAUCAGGUUAGCAUCUGUUACCUUGCUGCCUAAAGCAACAAAGGAGGUUUUCAUCAAUCCAGGGAUUCAGAGUGAUCAGUAUUUAACCUAUAUGGACAUAUAUACAUAUGGAUAUGUAUAUGUAUAUAAUUAUAUAAAUGUAUUUGGAGUAUAUUAUUUUUACAUCCUAUAUUUCAAUGGCGUAUUUAAAAAGCUUCUGAUGACCUUGUAGUGUUGACGGCAGUCGUGUAAAUCUCCCUUUGAGCUACCUGUACACAUCUGAAUGUGCUGGACUAAUGGUACAACUCUAGCUGUAAAAUAUGACAAAAUGCUAUUGGUGUUGUUAUUAUGUUGUGUAUAUAUUUGAGCUAAUCCGUGUCUGGUGGACUGAGAUGUGUUCAUGACUUUUGGUGUGUUUUUUAUGGUACUGAACGUUGCAUGGUCAAAAGCUUUACCAACAUAAGCAAGGCUCUGUCUGAUCUGCCAUUGUAUUUCAUAUUUAUGUGUAAAAUAAGACUAUUUUAUAAUGUAUGCUUAUUUGUUUGACCACUUGUUACAUAGAUAAAGUGAUGACCGGAUUGCAUUUUCUUCUAAAGGACGUAGAGGCGGAGAUUGAUUAAGAUGCACAAGAUUUUUUUUUAUAAAUAUGGUACCAUAGUCAAAAAGUGACUACAUUAUUACUACAUGAUAUCCUCUGGGCCCUCUUAUAAAUGUAUUUGAAUUUUAAGGUCAUACUGUAAUUUUUUUCAUUUGAAAGAAGCUCGAACUAAAAAAUGUAACUUAAGUAUAAGAUCAGUUGUAGUCUUGACACAUCUGGAGAAAGCAAGUGAGAUUGAGCAAAAUCUUAUGAAUAGUUUAAAAAGCAGAUAAGUUGUUGGCUCUAUUUAUUAAGUGUGACUUUGUUCAUCUGCCUUAUCAGAAAUAAUUGUCUGUUUCACCGAACAAUAUUUAGUCACAAGCAUUUUCCAGAUUUUUUUUAAGAAGUCUUGGGUUACAGAAUUUAAAUAGUUGUGUCAAAAAUGCAUAGAAAUCUGCUUAUUGUGACAGACUGUAAUGUAUUCUUUAAAACCUUAUAAUCAUAGACCUUAAUAUUUAGGAUAAAUGCAAACAAACUGAAUUUUUCUAUAAGACUCAACUUUAUGGAAGCGGCAAACUCAAAUUAAAAAGUAUGUUUUUCAGUGGAUUUUUUUAAUGUCAUUUCUUUUAAUGUCAUUUGUCAGUGAACUGCUGAGGGAGUUUAAUGAAAUAUCCUCAGCAAAGUUGCUUUUAAACUGUCUGCCUGCAAAGAGAACAGAAAAAAAUGCUGAGUAGUAUCAUAAAACACACGGAGGAUGAUUAGUUAUUUUCAUCCAUUUAUUAAAUAUGCAGACUGUACUUUGAAUCCAAGAAACAUUUAAGUGAUAAUAUGAGAUCUAAUAGUAAGGUCGAUUACAAACAGCAUGGAUCCAUUGGUUACAGCACAUUGUUGUUAUAUUUGUUAUUACAAAUUACAUUUGCCUUGUUUUGUUGCAUCACAUUUUAGAUAUAAUCCUUAAUUUCUGUCUCAUCCUCUUUGUCCUUUAGAGAAGAAAGUGCCACACUGAACGCACCUCUAAACUGAUCAGAUAAGUGCUUUGUAUUGAACCCGAACAACAUGGUCAUAAUAAAGAUAUUAUUUUACAUUCA
This is a messenger RNA of Xiphophorus maculatus (southern platyfish), 8319 nucleotides long. It is a transcript of the gene syde2, whose product is annotated as synapse defective Rho GTPase homolog 2. The record is from RefSeq and is a predicted model, not a curated record. The transcript is spliced from 8 exons. Lineage: Eukaryota; Metazoa; Chordata; Actinopteri; Cyprinodontiformes; Poeciliidae. Bases 231 to 5297 code for a protein of 1688 amino acids. Gene Ontology annotation, biological process: signal transduction.